Myxocyprinus asiaticus (Chinese sucker) is the source of this 4468-nucleotide messenger RNA. RefSeq names its product granulin a (gene grna). Lineage: Eukaryota; Metazoa; Chordata; Actinopteri; Cypriniformes; Catostomidae. Gene Ontology annotation, cellular component: extracellular region. The record is from RefSeq and is a predicted model, not a curated record. Bases 129 to 3902 code for a protein of 1257 amino acids. The transcript has 27 exons.
AUUGACAGCUACAUUUACCGCUGAAAGCGCUGUCAAUGUAGGCGGAGUUUAAACAACUACUGUACAUUUAAUACGUGCGCAAAGUUAUUAAUUUCUCACCUGCACUCAGGAACGUUGCGAGAAGAACGAUGUUGAAACUGACAGUAGGCUUAGCACUGGUGACCCUGGUUGCUUGCUCGCAGUGCCCCAACAGUGAAGUCUGUGAGGCAGGCCAGUCAUGCUGCCAUGCUCCCACCGGAGAGUUCAGCUGCUGCACUUUCCAUCAUGGAGAGUGUUGUGAGGAUCACCUGCACUGCUGUCCUGAGGGCAUGUUGUGCCAAGUUAUGGAGUCCACUUGUUUGAAUGCCUCACAUUCACUGCCAUGGGCAGAGAGGACACCUACUAAACAGAAAGGCCUUCCCAAAUCGUUCAGAAUGAUCCCCUCGUUACCUGCAAGUGAAAAUGACAUCAUCUGCCCUGAUGGUUCCUGCUGUCCUGCUGAGUUCUCCUGUCUGCUGUUGGCUUCAUCAUACGGGUGCUGUCCAGUGGCACAGGGCAUUGUGUGCACCGAUGGGAAACACUGCUGUCCUAAAGGCUAUGAGUGCAGUGCAGACAGCAGUUCCUGUGUCAAACACAAAGAACCAGUUGAGACUGUUCUUUGCGGAGAUGGGAAGUCAGAGUGUCCCAUGGACAGCACAUGUUGCAAGACAGAGGUGGAUGAUCAAUGGGCAUGCUGCCCCAUGCCAAGGGCUGUAUGUUGUGAUGACAAAGUCCACUGUUGUCCAGAAAACAGUGUCUGUGAUGUCAGAAGCUCCAAAUGCUUGUCCUCAACCAAUCAGGAGCUGCCAAUGUGGGCCAAGUUCCCUGCUCGCCUUAGGGCUAAAUGGGAAGAUCACAAGUCUGUAGCUGUUACUCCAGAAAGGACCACUGAAGGUGAACCCACUACAAAUGGACAAAUCACUACUGCCCUCAACCAAAUGACUACACCAUCCAAUGCAUUCUCAGAGAAUUCAAACUUUAAUGUUCCUUGUGAUGACACUGUGGCCUGUCCAGAUAAUACCACAUGCUGUAAGACUAAAGAUGGAGGAUGGGCCUGCUGUCCUCUGCCAGAGGCUGUGUGUUGUGAUGAUUUUAUCCACUGCUGUCCUCAUGGUACGAAAUGUAACAUUACCGCUGACACAUGUGACGACCCUUCAGGCUCUGUGCCCUGGUUUGAGAAAGUGUCUGUGCGACCAAUCAGCAAUCAGAAAGUAGCUGCCACACAAGUGCCUUCUGUAUAUUCCAACAAUGAUAUUCCCUGUAAUGACACUACGGCCUGUCCAGAUAAUACCACAUGCUGUAAAACUAAAGAAGGAGGAUGGGCCUGCUGUCCUCUGCCAGAGGCUGUAUGUUGCGAUGAUUUCAUCCACUGCUGUCCUAAUGGUAAGAAAUGUAAUGUUGCUGCUGGGACAUGCGAGGACCCUUCAUGUUCUGUGCCCUGGUUGGAGCAGAUGCCUGUGCGGCCAAUCAGCAGUCAGAAUGUGACUGACACACAGAUGCCUUCUAUGGAUUCAAACUAUAAUGUUCCUUGUGAUGACACUGUGGCCUGUCCAGAUAAUACCACAUGCUGUAAGACUAAAGAUGGAGGAUGGGCCUGCUGCCCUCUGCCAGAGGCUGUCUGUUGUGAUGAUUUCAUCCACUGCUGUCCUCAUGGUAAGACAUGUAAUGUUGCUGCUGGGUCAUGUGACGACCCUUCAGGCUCUGUGCCCUGGUUUGAGAAGGUGUCUGUGCGACUAAUCAGCAGUCAGAAAGUGGUUGACACACAAGUGCCUUCUAUGGAUUCCAACUCUGAUGUUCCCUGUGAUGACACUGCGGCCUGUCCAGAUAAUACCACAUGCUGUAAGACUAAAGAUGGAGGAUGGGCCUGCUGCCCUCUGCUAGAGGCUGUCUGUUGUGAUGAUUUCAUCCACUGCUGUCCUAAUGGCAAGAAAUGUAACGUUGCUGCUGGUACAUGUGAGGACCCCUCAGGCUCUGUUCCCUGGUUUGAGAAGGUGUCUGCGAGACCAGUCAGCAGUCAGAAAGUGGCUGCCACACAAGUGCCUUCUAUGGAUUCAAACUCUAAUGUUCCUUGUGAUGACACUGUGGCCUGUCCAGAUAAUGCCACAUGCUGUAAGACUAAAGAUGGAGGAUGGGCCUGCUGCCCUCUGCCAGAGGCUGUCUGUUGUGAUGAUUUCAUCCACUGCUGUCCUAAUGGCAAGAAAUGUAACAUUGCUGCUAGUACAUGUGAGGACCCCUCAGGCUCUGUUCCCUGGUUUGAGAAGGUGUCUGCGAGACCAGUCAGCAGUCAGAAAGUGGCUGCCACACAAGUGCCUUCUAUGGAUUCAAACUCAAAUGUUCCUUGUGAUGACACUGUGGCCUGUCCAGAUAAUGCCACAUGCUGUAAGACUAAAGAUGGAGGAUGGGCCUGCUGCCCUAUGCCAGAGGCUGUCUGUUGUGAUGAUUUCAUCCACUGCUGUCCUAAAGGCAAGAAAUGUAAUGUUGCUGCUGGUACAUGUGAGGACCCCUCGGGCUCUGUUCCCUGGUUUCAGAAGAUGUCUGCAAGACCAAUCAGCAGUCAGAAAGUGGCUGCCACACAAGGGCCUUCUAUGGAUUCAAACUCUAAUGUUCCUUGUGAUGACACUGUGGCCUGUCCAGAUAAUGCCACAUGCUGUAAGACUAAAGAUGGAGGAUGGGCCUGCUGCCCUCUGCCAGAGGCUGUGUGUUGUGAUGAUUUCAUCCACUGCUGUCCUCAUGGUACGAAAUGUAACGAUACCGCUGACACAUGUGACGACCCUUCAGGCUCUGUGCCCUGGUUUGAGAAAGUGCCAGUACGACCAAUCAGCAGUCAGAAAGUAGCUGACACACAAGUACCUUCUAUAGAUUCAGAAUCUAAUGUUCCCUGUGAUGGCAUUGUGGCCUGUCCAGAUGAAACCACAUGCUGUAAGACUAAAGAUGGAAAAUGGAGCUGUUGUCCUUUUCCAGAGGCUGUGUGUUGUAAGGAUAAAUUCCACUGCUGUCCCAAAGGCACCACUUGUGACCUUAUAACGAUCAACUGUAAUAACAGCAGCACAUCUGUGCCUAUGUCAGACAUAAUCCCUGACCACAGACAAGAACAGCAAAAGGAAGUGAAAAAUGGAGUGGGUGAAAAGGGGAAGUACAAUGGCAGGGUUCCAUGUGAUACUCAUACUUCCUGUCCAGAUCAUACUACUUGCUGUCUUAAUGCACAAACCAAGAAAUGGGGCUGCUGCCCACUGCCUAAAGCUGUAUGUUGCAAGGAUGGGGAACACUGUUGUCCAGCUGACUAUGAGUGUGAUGAGAGCCAGGUGUCCUGCAAAAAGGGAGAAGUGGUGAUUCCUUGGUACAAUAAGAUUAAUGCCCAGAGCACUCCAGCUCCAAGCUCUGAUCUCAGUUCUGUUAGGUGUGAUGCACAGUCAAGCUGCCUUGCAGGCUCAACCUGUUGCCGUCUGUCCACGGGAGAAUGGGGUUGCUGCCCUCUUCCUGAGGCUAUUUGUUGUCCAGACCAGGACCACUGCUGUCCCAAAGGCUACCAAUGUGACUUGCAUGGUCACUCCUGUGUAAAAUCCGUCUGGCUGCAGAUGGACACAGUCCCACUCACCCACAUUGGUGGCCCAAAGCCACAGCCUCCCAUCUCAAAAAAGGACAUUCAGUGUGGUGGGAGUUAUAGUUGCCUUGAUGGUGAGACAUGUUGUCCAACCUCUGAAACAUCCUGGGGCUGUUGCCCAUCUGCCAAGGCGGUGUGCUGUGAUGAUAAGAAACACUGCUGCCCUGCCGGCUACAAAUGUGGUGAAGGUGGAGUUUGUACCCAAGCCACAGGCUUCAGCUGGAACAACUGGAGACACUGGAGGGUGUUCUUCUCCAAAAAGAAACAAGCUAUUUUUAUAUGAAAACACCUGGGUCUGUCCCUCUCAGAUGCACCCCACAUUCCUAACCGUGUCAAUUUUUUUAAUGCUACAUUUAUCAGAUUACUAAUCAGAGAAAAUCAGACAGUUAUUUUACUGCAAAGGGAGAAAUGUAUUCUUUUAUUUACAGGGAAAAGUUUCAUGAGGGCUGAACAAAAGAUGGUUUAGAUCUGUUUCCAGGUUUGCAGGUUACAUUUUUGAGACUUGACAUUAUGCAAUCUUAUGAUUAUGGCUAAGAUGCUUUGUAUAAGGAAAUGUUUUAAAUUAACCUCUUCAGAUAAGGCAUCAUGUUUUCUGUGUAACUUCCAUAUUUGCAGGUCAGGUCUCAAUCUUCCUUAUUCCUAUUUCACAAUCGAAGUAAAUAACCCUACAACUGAUUUCUGUAAUUUUCUUCUUUAUCGAUCUAGAUGCUUGCUGGUUUUUAACAGUUCCAAUGUUUGGGUUGUGUGAGAGAUGAUUGAAAUAUAAUUCUCAAAUAAAAAUAUGGCCCAUACAAAAUCUUGUCAGUUCUGAAAGAGAAAUUAAAAAUAAAAGAGAAUUGUCUCUGUCUA